Carica papaya (papaya) is the source of this 1189-nucleotide messenger RNA. It is a transcript of the gene ACL5, whose product is annotated as S-adenosyl-L-methionine-dependent methyltransferases superfamily protein. Lineage: Eukaryota; Viridiplantae; Streptophyta; Magnoliopsida; Brassicales; Caricaceae. The record is from RefSeq and is a predicted model, not a curated record. Gene Ontology annotation, biological process: polyamine biosynthetic process. Gene Ontology annotation, molecular function: thermospermine synthase activity.
CUCCUACCUCGCGCCACCAACGUCGCUUCUUUCUAUCUCUCUUCUUCUCUCUCUGGUUUGGUAAAUCUACGAGUAAUGGGUACAGAGGCUGUUGAGAUUUUGACUGGAAAGGACUUGUCUAAAAUUUGCAGCGAACCGAGUCAAGGCAUUCACGGCGAUUGCUGUUGGUACGAAGAGACCAUUGAUGUUCAUCUCAAAUGGUCGUUUGAACUCAACAGUGUGCUACAUAAAGGGACUAGUGAACACCAGGAGAUUGCUCUUUUGGACACUAAACAUUUCGGCAAGGUGUUGGUGAUUGAUGGAAAGAUGCAGAGUGCAGAAAGAGAUGAAUUCAUUUAUCAUGAAUGUUUGAUUCAUCCUCCUCUCUUAUGCCACCCAAAUCCAAGGACUGUCUUUAUUAUGGGAGGGGGUGAAGGUUCUGCUGCUAGGGAAAUUCUUAAGCACAAGACAGUAAAAAAAAUAAUUAUGUGUGAUAUCGACCAGGAGGUGGUUGAUUUCUGCCGCAGGUACCUGACGGUAAACCACGAGGCAUUUUGCAACGAGAAGCUUAAUCUCGUUAUCAACGAUGCCAAGAAGGAACUAGAGAAAUGCAAUGAGAAAUUUGAUAUCAUAGUGGGAGAUUUGGCAGACCCAGUUGAAGGUGGGCCUUGCUAUCAACUCUACACAAAAUCUUUCUAUGAGAAAAUCCUCAAACCUAGGCUCAAUGACAAGGGCAUUUUUGUUACACAAGCUGGACCAGCGGGCAUUUUCACUCACAAGGAGGUCUUCUCCUCUAUAUACAACACAAUCAAGCAUGUUUUCAAGUAUGUGAUGGCAUACACGGCCCAUGUUCCAUCGUUUGCAGAUACUUGGGGAUGGGUCAUUGCCUCAGAUCAACCUUUCUCCAUAAAUGCUGAGGAAAUUGAUAGAAGGAUUGAGGAUAGAGUUUGUGGUGAACUACUAUACUUAAAUGGUGCUUCGUUCCUCUCGUCUUCCAUCAUGAACAAGACUGUUUCUUUGUCGCUGUUGAAUGAAACUCAUGUAUACACUGAGGAAGAUGCCAGGUUUAUCCAUGGACAUGGAUUAGGUCGCCGUGAUUGAAAGGGAAUUGUUGUACAGAUUUCAAAGGGAAAUGUAUAAAUCAACUAGCAGAAUUUAAAGAUCUCUCCAAACAUAAUCAAUCAAUAUAGUUGUUCAAACUUGGUUUUUA